AUGGAUUUUGGACGACUUACGAAUGGAUGAAAAGUUAAAAUGAUUUUUAAUGAGAUUUAUUAACUUAUUGCUUAAUAAGUGGUGAAGUUGUAGAAAAGAUUGAUAGACAGCUGUGUUAAUUUUUGGGAAUUUGCUCCAAGAAGCUAAGUUCUAACCCGUCAGAAAAGAAGAAAGUUUUUGGUAAUUAAAAAAGCGGCAUCAUGUGUCCAAUAUGGCCGCUUCACCUUGUGCUGCUGUACCUUCUGGCUAUCUGUCCGCUGUGGGUGCUGUGUCAGCAACUACCUCAGAUAUCGGCGGUGUUCAAUCCAGACUCCGCCAUGAUCCACAUGAACUUGUACGAGGAUGUCAACGUCACUGUUAAGGGUGUCGGUCUGCUGGAGAACGACGAAAUACUCGUGACAACAGAGAACGCGGGCAUAUCGUUCGCGGAGAUAAACUCGACGAGCAAACUGACGCAGGAGGACGCAGACAACGGCGAAUGGCACGGGAAGAUACGGAUAUAUGGAGAAUUCUUAGGGAGGACAAACAUAGGCAUCCGUGCGGCACGCAACGGCGAAAUCUCCGCCGCCAACGAGACUGUGUCCGUCAUUGUGACGCGCCCAGAACGCGUCAUUGACACCAUCUUCACUGCCAGCAUUGCCCUCUUUGUGUCCCUUAUCUUCAUAAACUUCGGCUGCGCGAUGCACUGGCCCACAGUUAAAGAGGUGCUGAAGAAGCCCAUAGGACCCGUCAUUGGGAUGGUCGGACAGUUCAUUUUUAUGCCUUUGAUGACGUUCGGUCUCGGCUUCCUGAUCUUCCCCGACAAUGCGGCGCUUCACUUGGGAAUGUUCAUGACGGGAGUGGCUCCCGGCGGUGGUGCCUCCAACAUCUGGACUUUUAUUUUGGGCGGGAACCUGAAUCUGUCGCUCGCUAUGACGUCUAUAUCCACCAUCUUCUCCUUCGGUUUCAUGCCACUCUGGAUCUUCUCUCUCGGGCAAGUGGUAUUCGCGAAUGCCAACAUCGGGGUGCCAUACACCAACGUGAUAACGUUCGUGGUAGGCCUCCUGGUGCCUAUGAGCAUCGGUCUGGCCAUGCAGCGUUUCACACCUAAGAUCGCAGCGUUUAUGGUCAAGAUAUUAAAGGGAUUCUCAAGCACGCUGCUGAUAUUUAUCAUCGUGUUCGCUAUUGUGACGAACCUGUAUAUAUUCCAGCUUUUCACUUGGCAGAUAGUAGUAGCGGGCAUGGGAAUCCCGUGGCUCGGCUAUAUGUUCGGCUACGCGCUCGCGCGGAUCUUCAAGCGGCCGCAUAAGGACGCACUCGCCAUUUCCAUCGAGACCGGCAUCCAAAACACAGGCAUCGCCAUCUUCCUGCUGCGCUAUGCGCUGAGCCAGCCCGAGGCAGACAUCACUACAGUGAUUCCAGUAUCCGCGGCCAUUAUGACGCCGAUCCCAAUGACGGCGAUCCUUAUCUACCAGAAGAUCAAGGGCUGCAUUGUCGCCCGAAGAAAUCGACACAAAAAAAUCGUGGAAGACCCCGUCACACCCGUAUAUGAAGUCGGCCAGCCCGACGGCAUCACAACCAUUGAUGGCAACCUCAAAUAGUGCUGCCUAGAGUCGAUAAACUUGUCGAUAGCCCAGGCGAAACGAUGGUGUAACUUUAAAGUUUUAAACCGCAUCAAAAUUGGUCCAUUCGUUUAGGAGACAUAAUACCGUAGUAAGCCACGUCAAACUUAUAAAACCACUCUAUUGUUUAACUUUAAACCGCAUCAAAAUCGGUCCAUUCGUUUAGGAGAUAGUAUCAUAGUAAGCCACUUCAAACUUAUAGAAUUUAGUUUAAAACUCAGCAUGUUACAUUAUAACAGCCAAGUUGUGUCAUCGUUAAAUAAGAAAAUGAAGAAUAGACUUCAAACUCCAUCGUGGCCCAUUUGACACUGGUAAAAACGCACCUUUGAGACCAUAAAAAAGAAAAUCAAAGUUUUUUUGGCAUUUUACAAUUUUAAAAGCAUUUUAUACACUGCCAGAUUUUUGGACGUCAAUACCUAAAGAACCGUUUGAGGCAUAUUUAUGAAAUUUGAAGCUGAUGUAUAUCUUGCAAGUCUCAACACAUGAGCCAAAUUUGAAGUGUUAAUGCACAGUAGUUUUUGAGUGAUGAGGAGUCAAUAGUGGCUCAAAGUGGUUCGUCUAAAUAUACGCACGGUGCAGUCCCCUCCCUGGAACUAGGCUUAACAUGCUCCCGCAUGUCUAGAAUGAUUGCUCAAUGUUGAUUUAGUCGAUUUUCUCCUGAUAAGAACAUGUAAGACAAAAAUAAAAUUUCCAAUAUUACAGACCUUCUAGAGCAGAUGCCGCGAAAACUAUACAAUUUAUCAAAAAAGUUGACUAUCUCACCUGUAGCAAAUUGAAUAUGCUUUUUUUGGUUCAUAGUAGUCAUGUCACUAGGACGCAUAGUUUCCGAGGAUUAAGCGAAAAACCGAAAAGUGGCACCUUUAAACCCCCCUCUCCCCGCCGGCUCAAGGGCUAAGGACGGGGACUUUUGCUAUGUUCACCUCCUAACUAGUCUAAAUAGUCGUGAAGUCAGAAAUUGUGUUCUACAGUUUUCCAUCUAUAAUGCUUUAUUGACUGGACUAUUUGUGGAGAUAUGGAAUUGUUUUUUCUUUUUAAGAAUCUAUUAAUGAUUCACAAAAGCAUUUAGUAUCAUUAAGAUCGGAAUCUGAUAAAUUUUAAAGUUACAUCAUUGUUUUUAAACACGUUAAUACCUGGGAGUGUUCUCAGCAUUGAUAUUAAUGCAUUCAAAACACAUAAAAGAUCUACUUAUCAUAAAAGGUAGUGGGAACACUAACUUAUUAUAAAAUAUGUAUGUUAUACUCGUAGAUGUGUCUGUAUACCAGUGUCGCAGUCAAUUCUUGUAACAUUUAUUUUUUGAUGGGUGCUCAAAAUUUCUGCAUCAAGAACUACUUAAAUUUUGGAAGGUUUUUUGAGAACUUUUUAAUAUAUUAAUUUAUUGUAGAGGUGGCACAGGCCUUCAUAUGUUUUGGCGCCACUCGCCCCUCUAAAUGACAUUCCUUUUUGUCAUUUUAUUUGAUUUUCACCUAUAAAAUGUACGUCACAUGCAAAACUGAUUUAUAAUUUUUAUUUCAAUGAGUUUAUCUUGCACAAUUAAUAGAGAUGGGCACUUUUAAAUUAAUGAAAUUAAAAUGUAGGAGGAUUUAAAUGUCUUGUCGCUUAUUUUUAUGUUAUUUUUUGCUUAUUAUUUCCAAUUUCGACGUUGUAGACUAAUUUUAACAAAGAUAUUAUUGAAUAUUUGUUAUUAUUUAUUCGAAUUUAUGCUGUUUGACAGCCGAAUUACAUAAAUAUUUGUUACACAACAAAUUCAAUGUACAGUUUUUGUCACAAUGUGAAAUAUUGUUCUGUAUACAUAUUCUAUUGUUGUUAUGUAUGUAUUUAUCUGUUAUAUGAUGUUAAUUAAAAAUGUAGUCUACAACGUGAGAUAUUUGUGAUAUUAGUUAUCGCAAGUUUGCGUUCCGUUGUGUUUGCGAUGAUUGACACAAGCGCCGCCUGUGGCAUAAAUUAUAACUACUUUUAAACGACAUGCAUGUAGCUUAUAACAUUGGAAUAAGAUUCAAAAUAUGUUACCACAGUUUUUGUUGUUUGUCUUAGAAUGAUCAGAGUAUAAUAAAUUGGAAUAUUAUUUUUUACAUAUUUAUCUAUUACAUUAGAACGUUGUGAAUUUUCAAAAGAUACGCUUGUGUCAAUCAUUGCAUCUUCAAUAGAACUUUUAGGUUUGCUUUUUCCAUAGUGAAGGAUCUCAAAAUGUAAAACAGUCGUUCACAUGACUGGUUUUAUAGGUGAAACAGAUGUGAAACAAGGCUGCUGUACGUUUGUGAAGAUCAGUAUUCUGUUGUGAAUUUAUAAAAGAACAAUUUAUGUUAAGGUUUAAUACAAACGUUUUCAAUCA
Messenger RNA from Ostrinia nubilalis (European corn borer), 3930 nucleotides. RefSeq names its product P3 protein-like. Bases 201 to 1580 code for a protein of 459 amino acids. The record is from RefSeq and is a predicted model, not a curated record. Gene Ontology annotation, cellular component: membrane. The transcript is spliced from 10 exons. NCBI's taxonomy places the organism in Eukaryota, Metazoa, Arthropoda, Insecta, Lepidoptera, Crambidae.